This is a messenger RNA of Drosophila busckii, 1498 nucleotides long. Its product is annotated as short-chain dehydrogenase/reductase family 16C member 6. Lineage: Eukaryota; Metazoa; Arthropoda; Insecta; Diptera; Drosophilidae. The coding region runs from base 462 to 1445 and encodes 327 amino acids. Gene Ontology annotation, cellular component: lipid droplet. The record is from RefSeq and is a predicted model, not a curated record. Gene Ontology annotation, molecular function: oxidoreductase activity, acting on the CH-OH group of donors, NAD or NADP as acceptor. The transcript is spliced from 4 exons.
UUCAGCAUAAGCGGACGGGCAUCGUGAACGUUGUUGGGGCUUAGCAAGACCAAAACCGUCGACGAAUUUUAAUGAAGCACGCGCGCCUGCGCAAAAUAAAAUAAAAGCCAUCAUAAAGGCAGACAAGCGCUUAGAGAAAUUCAAGUGUAGUAUUUCAGUUGCUGUCUGGCUUGCAAUUUUGAUUGAUAUGCAAAGUGUGUUGCCCACUAGGUCUACAUAAAAGCCACAAAAGCAGCGCUACGUGCCCUCGAAUUUGUUGUGCGUGAGUGUGUGUGUCUGUGUUGUGGGCUAGUGCCUCUAAUGCGCGAUUCCAUUGCGUACGCAAUUUGCCUACGUAAUUUGAAUCAAUACCGCGAUACACGUGUGUAAUAUUUGUUAAUUUUAUAUCAAAAGCCCUUGGCGAAAAGUUCAUUUAAGCCAUUCAGACACAUCAAUCAUUAGCUUUGUGCAAAAAUAUCAAAAUGAGCAAUGCCACGCCCCCGGGGCUGCUGCAUAUGGAACAGCCGUUGCGUGCUUUCUAUCAAUUUUUUGUGGAUUUAAUUAUAUUCACACUUAAAUCGUUGUUUUAUAUAUUGGAAGCUAUUUAUUACACAAUGCUGCCGCAGCGUUUUCGAAAGCUAAAGAACAUCUCCGGCCAGGUGGUGCUCGUUACGGGCGGAGGCGGCGGUGUGGGUCGCCUGAUAGCGCUCAACUUCGCCAAACUGCAGGCGCGCAUUGUCAUCUGGGAUAUCAAUCAAGAAGCUAUAAAAACCACAGUGGAACUGCUGGCCAAACAUGGCUAUCACAAUUGCAAGGGCUAUGUGGUGGACAUAUCCGAUAAGGAGCAGAUCUAUCAGCGCGCUGCGCAGGUCACUGAGGAAGUGGGCCCAGUGGAUAUCCUGAUCAACAAUGCGGGCAUUGUCUGCUGCAAACCCUUCUGGGAGCUACACGAUCGGGUCAUCCAAAACACUUAUAACAUCAACAUCAUCUCGCAUUACUGGACCGUCAAGGCCUUUUUGCCGCACAUGAUGCGUCAUAAUCGUGGACAUAUUGUGACGGUCGGCUCGGUAACUGGCAUGCUGGGCACCUAUGGGUGCAGCGAUUAUGCCGCCACUAAGUAUGCGUGCAUUGGCUUCCAUGAGAGCCUGCUGACGGAUUUGAAGGCGCAUGGCUACGAUCAGGUACAUAUGAGUCUCAUUUGUCCGUAUUACAUCAACACGGGCAUGUUCUCCGGCGUUAAGCCACGCAUGGUGCCCAUGCUGGAGCCACAAUAUGUCGCUGAUCGCAUACUCCAGGCGGUCCAACGCAACGAGGUCUGGUGUGUGCUGCCCAAUUCGAUAAGAUUGCUGACGCCGCUCAAGUGUCUUUUGCCCGCCAAGAUGUGCUGGGAGAUGAUGUCGCGAGUUAUACGCGGUCCGGAGUCAAUGAUGCUGUUCCAAGGACGCGGACGCGUAGCUUCCGGCUAAUUAUCCACUAGAAUUAAAUUUGUUUUACUUGAGGCAUCAUUAAAUAUUGUUAU